Exophiala oligosperma is the source of this 3058-nucleotide messenger RNA. RefSeq lists its product as hypothetical. Gene Ontology annotation, cellular component: plasma membrane; cytoplasm; endocytic vesicle. The transcript is spliced from 4 exons. Lineage: Eukaryota; Fungi; Ascomycota; Eurotiomycetes; Chaetothyriales; Herpotrichiellaceae. The record is from RefSeq and is a predicted model, not a curated record. Bases 401 to 2800 code for a protein of 799 amino acids. Gene Ontology annotation, biological process: septin cytoskeleton organization.
CUUUAUUUCUGCGGUGGCUUCGUGUCGUUCAUUCCUCCCACCACCACUUCCUCAUGCAAGACAGCCGGAUUCGACAGGCUUCGAUGCUUUAUUGACAGUUAGGAAGCUGCCACCAUGGACUUCUCGCGCACCGAGUAUCCGGGUCUUCUGGUAAGACCCGUCUACCGCAUUCCGCAGCCUCCGGUUCACCAAACUAACUCUGUUGCGCCAGACUUCACUGCAACCCGAACAGGCAGUAAACAUCCUCAAUGAUCGUGUUGACCUUAUCAAGAAGAUCAACAUCGAUAUUGCCGACUGGCUUCAGGAACGCCGAAGAGUCGAAGAAGCCUAUGUCGUAGGCCUGCGAAAGCUCGCGCGAAGGCCGCAACAAGAUGGAGCUGCUGCUCUGGGUAUCUUCCAGAUGCCGUGGCAGCGCAUCGUCUCUGGUACAGAGAACCUCGCAGCCUCCCACGAAACUCUCGCCAUGAAGAUCGAGACAGAUGUCGAGACCCCCCUCAGACAGUUUGCGAGCCGUAAUCGGGAGAUGCAGACACUCAGCACAACCCAAGGCAACCUCAACUCUCUGGCCAAGGAGUUGGUGAAUGCGCAGAGAAAAGCAGCAAAGGGUGGUCGGAAGGCGGACAGUGCAAGCUCCACGGUCGAGGAUGCCUCUCGGCAAUGGGAGUCACAGGCACCUUAUGUGUUUGAGCAAUUGCAGGCACUGGAUGAAACACGAGUGAACCAUCUCAGAGACGUCCUCACACAAUUUCAGACGCACGAGGUGGACGCCAUUGAGAAGAACAGGCUCAGUGCGGAAUCUUGUCUGAAUGCUCUUCUCAACAUUGAAACUGCAGAUGAGAUCAAGACAUUUGCAACAAGAGCUAGCAGCACACGCAACAGUCUUCCCAGACGUCGCAGCUCGGCAGCAGCGAGUGCGAGCGCAAGGCCGCCGAGCUCCCAUCUACGACCUCCUCCUACUCCACCUCCUCCCCGUCAUGCAGAUGACAGACAAAGCCAGCGUACUAAUUCCUUUGCUGGCCAGGAUAGAUUGGCCCCUUUGUCUGAUGCUACACCACACAAAGAGAAGAGCAAACUUGGUGGUCUCAAACGACUAGGUACCGUAAUGGGCAGGAGAAAGAGUAUGGUGCCACCGGUACCUUCACAGUCUACCGAAGAGAAACGAAAGACUCGGUCCUUUGUUCCUUUUAGGAGAGGAGACUCGUCGCGAAGCUUCCAGGACCUGGAAGAAACAGGACAGGAUCUGACACCUAGCACCACUCGAGACCAAAGGCCAGUGUCCUCGAUCUCGCGUGACAGGCAUGAUGACUUGCCUUCCGUUCCUCAGCCUGAGCCGCCGUUACCAAUGACAAACGGAGCCGGGGCAUCGCCAGCUCCUUUGGAAACAAUCCAGGACGCGGCACCACUUCAACCAGCCCUGCUUGAUACUGUCAGUACGCCACAAAGCCAAGCUCGCUCUCCAGAAAAGCCUCAACCUCCCAUCCCGGCCUCGAAUCCUUGGGCUCAGGAAUCGCAAGAAGUACCAAUCACCGCACUCGCAAACGAUGAGGCCUCGCGCAACUUCAUGAUACGUGAUAAGCCGAUUCAAGAGGAUGAGAGCGAAGCCCAGAAUGCUCUUUCUACAAUGGCCAACCAGCUACGUACUCAAGCACAGAGCUCAGGCAUUAACCGCGUUCAAGGCAGUGUGAGAGGACGACGAGAUGUUAGGAACACCAUGUAUGUCCCGAGCGGCACCGAACCAUUCGCAGCAAGUCCUUCUAUGCCUCGAACAGGCCCGCCAGUGACUAUUCCUUCUGGAGGCAAUCCUGCCGACAAUAUUGCAUCUCCAAUACAACGACCGCCCCCGGCCGCAAUAAUACAUGAAGACCAUGGUCUAGGCUCUGACACGACCUCUAUCCAUUCUUCUCGUAGUCUAGCUGGGCCUACCCAUCAUGUCGACCUUCAUGAGCCCGGGCUGAACGCUUCAAUCGUGGAGAAUGUGCAUUCUUGGUUCACUGAACAGGGCAUCACCAAGUGUCUUGUACUGGGAGAAGUGGCAUUUGCGUACAACCCUCCGCCUUCGGGUGAGUCUGGCCAGGAGAUUAUCCGUGUGCAGCACUUUGAAUUAUUGGACAAAGUCGCUGCAAAUCCGAUAUUUUUGACUCAGGUUAAGCCAACCGGAGAUGCUCUUGCAGAGGAACAAGCGGGAUCUUACACAGUCGCGACUCCAGCCAUUCGCAGACCGUCUCCGAUGAUUGGCUUGAAAUAUCAACUUCACAUCGAUACUGCCAACCUCGGUCGUUACUGUCCAGUACUUAUCACUCCAGCCUGGCAGGUCAUCCAAGGACAAGUUAGCGUCAUUGUCCUGUAUAGUCUCAAUCCAGUCUUUGGAAAUCAAGCCAUAACCUUGAAAAAUGCACAGAUCACAGUCAACCUGGAUGUUUCAGGGGAAGGCACGGGCAGGCCAGUCUCAGCGAUGAUGUCUCCGACCGAAGGCGCAGUGUUCCGCCGCAAGACGUCAGCCGUGGUAUGGCGACACGCCGACCUUGAGGUCAAGCCUGAGCAACAAAGACUUCUCGUUCGUUUCAUGACUGAAGGAGGCAUGCCGAAGAAAGGAACCAUCGAACUCAAAUUCGAGAUCCCAGGGCGGACUGCUAGUGGGGUCGGCGUCGAGAAAGUUGUUACUGGGGGUGAAGAGAAGGACAAUGAUCCAUUCGCAGAUGAUACCGCUGGCAGUAGUGCAAGAGGAAGUGGCGAGGAAAAGAGAUGGGAAAGCCUACCCACGAAAACGAAGUUGAUCAGUGGCAGAUAUACUGCCAAUUGAGACUUGUCGGACAGCUUCUGCCUCAAAACCAAAAAGAUUUGGAUGUACAGCAGGACUUCUUGGCUUGGACAAAGCAUCGACCAAACAAAUCGACUUGGUUAGGAACCUGAUCCUGGACAUUAACCGUUAGUAAUUAUGCCGGGUUGCAAUGAUUGUGAAUAGCAUAGAGAGGAACUCGAUAUGAGUGCACCACAGCGAAGGCGUAUUUGCGUCUCUCGACUAGUACAGAUUGCAGACAAUGAUGACUUCAUACUGUUA